Messenger RNA from Cylas formicarius (sweet potato weevil), 735 nucleotides. RefSeq names its product protein NDUFAF4 homolog. The transcript is spliced from 4 exons. NCBI's taxonomy places the organism in Eukaryota, Metazoa, Arthropoda, Insecta, Coleoptera, Brentidae. Gene Ontology annotation, cellular component: mitochondrion. The coding region runs from base 16 to 624 and encodes 202 amino acids. Gene Ontology annotation, biological process: mitochondrial respiratory chain complex I assembly. The record is from RefSeq and is a predicted model, not a curated record.
CCCACAGUAAGGAAAAUGGGAAAGGUGCUAUCUUCGAUAAAACAUCCCUUCAGAAAUUUCAAUUUAGAAAGUAGAGCCCAUAAAGUAAUAUCUCAACCGAAACCAAAACCGGCACCCAAACAUACCAGAGAUCAAAUCGAGAUCGAGCGACUUAUUAAGGAAUAUUCAGACGUAUAUCACGCGAGUCUCAAGAAAAAUGCACUUUUGGAUGAGCGACUAAAGGACGUUUUCGUUGUGGCGGAUGAUCCCCCUCCAAUAAUUCAGCCACAAAAUCCUAGCAGGCCGUUGCCGUCUGACAGAUCCCCCUCUGAGCCUAAUUUGUUUGGAAUAAAGGAGCCUGACAUUAUCCCAAAAGGAAAAACUACUUUGCGGAAUGCCCUGCAGUUCUUAGGUAAACAUCAGGGGGACCCUAACAAUUAUACAGCAGAACGCAUUGCGAACGAUUAUUGUUUACCUGAACAUGUUGUCAAAAAUUUGUUGAUGUACUACAGAGUGUUUGAAUUAUAUGUGCCAGAACAGCUCAAGGGCAAUGCAAAAUUUGCCAAAGCUAGUAUUCCCAAAGUUUAUAUUAUUCAUGACAUCAAGAAGCUGCCUUCCGGGAAUCUCAAAAAGGACGAAACCUGACAUUGAUGCUGAACGAGGUAAUCAAAUUUUUAAAUGAGUUUUACAAAGUGUAGAGUAUUUAUUGUAAACAAUGACGCUAAUAAAGUAUAGACAGUAUACCGUUUAGAAAUA